AUGAUUACUAAACAACAACAACAACAUAAACGGCAUACCGCAACAACAGUCUCAACACAGCAAUUGGGGUUGAUUUUUAAGUUUGAUGGUUAUGCUGAUGUUACUGACGACAACGCUGAUGGUAAUGUUUUCGCUGCUGCUGGUGACUGGGCUGACUAUCUGUUGCCUUACCGGUGGCGUGAUUGGUAUUGGGAAUUGCUUUGCGACUCGUUUUGCAAAUUUUCCAAUGUAAAGUGUCACUCUUACGACAAGUCAAAGAUAGUCUUCAAAUCAUGCUUCUUGAAAGCGGUGCGUGGUGAGGACAGUUACAUGAAAGUGCAUGCGCAUCUGAAAGAGGUUGGCCGGGAAGCAAAUGUCUCUAUUCGCCUGCUAAAGCGUGCCAAUGGUUGGAAACCUUUCCUGUACAAAGUCCACUUUGACGGUUGUAAAUUUAUGAAAAAUCCGCGAGCGAAUCCUGUGGCCGAAUUCUUCUACAAGAUAAUGAAAGAGUACAGUAAUCUUAAUCACACCUGUCCGUAUGAUCACGAUUUGAUAUUGGACAAAUUUCGUCUCAGCAGCGAUUUGGUGAAAUUGCCUUUCCCUAUUGGUGAGUAUGCCGUGGAUACAACCUGGUUUGUUAACGGUCAAUUGUGGGCUCGCGUAAAUGGUUCCUGCAGAGGCGCAGUCGAUAUGUAA
This is a messenger RNA of Bactrocera tryoni, 675 nucleotides long. RefSeq lists its product as uncharacterized. The record is from RefSeq and is a predicted model, not a curated record. The transcript is spliced from 5 exons. Bases 1 to 675 code for a protein of 224 amino acids. NCBI's taxonomy places the organism in Eukaryota, Metazoa, Arthropoda, Insecta, Diptera, Tephritidae.